AUGAUGGACAUGAAUAUGGCAACGUCGACUGCCAUGGCUAUGUCUACACCAACAGGCAUGUCCGGUGACAUGUCUGGUCACAUGUCUAUGUCGAUGGAAGACAUGGCUAUGACAUUCUUUGAGGCUUUUCAAACCCCACUAUUCUCUCAGGCUUGGACGCCGACCAACAAAAGCGAGUACGCGGGGACAUGCAUAUUUCUUAUCAUUCUAGCUUGUAUACUCCGAUUACUGCUAGCACUGAAACCGAUACUGGAGCAGCGUUUCUGGAUGAACCAUAGCACUUACGAGUCGGAUAAACGGUCUCUCAUCCCACCCGGAGACGAUGCAAUCGAACCGGGAAUGAAAGUUACGGUGAUACGCGGAGAUGUAGCUCGACGGUGGAGAGGAUGGCGAGCCAGUGCUGCUGCUGCGAGAGCAACAUACGAAGUCAUCAUUGGAGGGGUUGGAUACCUACUAAUGCUCGCAAUCAUGACAAUGAACGUCGGCUAUUUCCUUUCCGUCUUAGGAGGCAUUUGGCUUGGGACGUUUCUCUUGGGUGGUCUUGCCAGUAGCAGCGCGACGAUAUGUUAG
Molecule: messenger RNA, 570 nt
Organism: Colletotrichum truncatum
Lineage: Eukaryota; Fungi; Ascomycota; Sordariomycetes; Glomerellales; Glomerellaceae
Product: ctr copper transporter
Biological process (GO): copper ion transmembrane transport
Cellular component (GO): plasma membrane
Molecular function (GO): copper ion transmembrane transporter activity
Source: RefSeq, a predicted model, not a curated record